AUGGCUGCAUCAUGCGCCAUGUUCAUGCUUCUGAUGAUCCAGACCAUGCUGACAAUGUCAGCCGAUGGCAUCGGCGUCAACUGGGGAAACAUCGCGUCUCAUCCUCUGAAUCCCGACAUCGUCGUCGGCAUGUUGAAAGACAAUGGAAUUCAAAAGGUGAAAUUGUUCGAUGCAGAUUCUUGGACUCUCAGCACUUUAGUUGGAACAAAUAUUGAGGUUAUGGUCGGAAUUCCUAAUGAUCAACUCUCGACACUUUCUAAAGAUUUCGGGGCUGCUAAAGACUGGGUUCGUGAAAAUGUCACGGCUUAUCUUCGUCCUGGUGGUGUCAAUAUCAAAUACGUAGCAGUAGGGAACGAGCCAUUCCUAACGAGUUACAACGGAUCAUUUCUAAAAACAACAUUUCCAGCAUUAAAGAACAUUCAAAAAGCUCUAAACGAAGCAGGAAUAGGAGACAAAAUCAAAGCCACAGUCCCCCAAAACGCCGACGUUUACGAAUCCCCCUCCGACUUACCCUCCGACGGAAAUUUCCGACCAGACAUCAGAGAUCUCAUGCUACAAAUCAUUCGUUUCUUCAAAGAAAAUUCUUGUCCCUUCACUGUAAACAUUUACCCUUUUCUCAGUCUUUACCAGAACCCAUCAUUCCCUUUAGAUUUCGCCUUCUUUGAUGAACAAGGUGAAGAGAAAAUGGACAAAGGAGUGAAAUAUAACAAUGUGUUCGAUGCAAAUUUCGAUACUUUAAUCUGGUCAUUGAAGAAAGCUAAAGCUGACGAUCUUCGCAUAAUCGUCGGUGAAGUUGGUUGGCCGACGGAUGGUCAUUCCGCCGCUACUGUAACGUUAGCCGACAGAUUUUACAAAGGUUUGUUCAAGAAGCUUUUUGCAAAUAAAGGAACUCCAUUAAAACCUGGUAAAAUGGAAGUUUAUUUAUUCGGGUUACUCGAUGAAGACAUGAAGAGUGUUCUCCCAGGAUUUUUCGAACGUCACUGGGGGAUUUUCCAGUACGACGGAAAACCGAAGUUCCCUUUAGAUUUCACCGGAAAGGGUCGGAGAAUUAUGCCGGUAGCGGCUAAAGGUGUUCAGUAUUUGGAUCAGCAGUGGUGUGUGGUUGAUAAGGAAACGGGUGAUUUGGAGAAGGUUGGGAGUGAGAUUGAUUAUGCUUGUUAUCAUGGAGAUUGUAGUAGUUUAAUGUGGGGAUCGAGUUGUGGUAAAUUGGAUCAAUGGGGGAAUGCUUCGUAUGCUUUUAAUAUGUAUUUUCAGAUGCAGAAUCAGAAUGUUGAAGCUUGUAAUUUUAAUGUGGCGAAGUUGACUAAGACGAAUGCUUCUCAGGGUUCUUGCCUUUUUCCUAUUCAGAUCGUUAGUGGCGGAUACAUGAAUCUUAAACCCCUCGUUUGCUUAUACUUUGAUGAUUAUAGUUGCAGGAGUGAUUCAUGUUUUGGGAUUGAUUUGAUCAACUCUGUCGGUUUAUGA
This is a messenger RNA of Carica papaya (papaya), 1464 nucleotides long. NCBI's taxonomy places the organism in Eukaryota, Viridiplantae, Streptophyta, Magnoliopsida, Brassicales, Caricaceae. The record is from RefSeq and is a predicted model, not a curated record.